CUUAAAAAUAAUGGUAGCUCACCAGACACGGGUGAAUAAAAACCACAGAAUAUUUAAUUGUUUGUUCCUGAAAAUUAUCCCCCACGCCCACUGCCCACUGUACCACCCCAAAUUCCUCCAAACCGGACCUUUCACCAUAACUCCUCUUGUCCCCCCUCCACCUCGAGCUUCACAUUCACCUUCAUCUUCACCCACAUCCUCAUAUUUAUUUUCUUCUUCUACUUAUCCUUUCAUUUUUUUAUCACUUGUGUUUUUGUUUUUCGAAGAGAUACGAGAAAGCAAAAGUAAUGGGCGAGGGUACGCUGCUCCCAGAUCUGGGCUCCGAAAUUCUCAUCCCAAUUUGUGCCGUUGUCGGCAUAGCUUUCGCCCUCUUUCAAUGGCUGCUGGUGGCCAAGGUGAAACUUGCCGACGGCAAAUCCAACUUCGCCGAUGGGAAAAGUGGGUUUACCGAAUCUCUCAUCUCGGAGGAGGAAGGCAUCAACGAUCUUUCCGUAGUUCGCAAGUGCGCUGACAUCCAAUCUGCCAUCUCCGAAGGCGCAACAUCAUUUCUCUUCACCGAAUACCAGUACGUUGGCAUCUUCAUGGUUGCUUUCGCCAUGUUAAUCUUCCUCUUCCUCGGGUCAGUGCAAGGAUUCAGCACCAGUCAUCAGCCCUGCACAUAUGACAGCACGAAAAUGUGCAAGCCUGCUCUUGCCACAGCCAUUUUCAGCACUGUAUCUUUCCUUCUGGGCGCUGUCACAUCCGUUGUGUCUGGAUUUCUCGGGAUGAAAAUCGCCACAUAUGCGAAUGCUCGGACCACUCUAGAGGCCAGGAAGGGUGUUGGGAAGGCUUUCAUUGUUGCUUUCAGGUCGGGUGCUGUUAUGGGUUUCCUUCUUGCCGCAAACGGCCUUCUUGUUCUAUACAUUGCUAUAAAUCUCUUCAAGAUCUACUAUGGCGAUGAUUGGGAAGGCCUGUUUGAGGCCAUAACUGGUUAUGGGCUUGGAGGCUCUUCAAUGGCUCUUUUCGGAAGAGUUGGUGGAGGUAUUUACACGAAAGCUGCUGAUGUAGGGGCUGAUCUUGUCGGCAAGGUGGAAAGGAACAUUCCGGAAGAUGACCCUAGGAACCCUGCGGUUAUUGCAGAUAAUGUUGGCGAUAAUGUUGGAGAUAUUGCGGGUAUGGGAUCUGAUCUCUUUGGCUCAUACGCAGAAUCUUCAUGUGCAGCCCUUGUUGUUGCUUCCAUCUCAUCAUUUGGGAUCAAUCAUGACUUGACUGCAAUGCUGUAUCCUCUUCUGGUCAGCUCGGCUGGUAUCCUCGUUUGUCUUCUGACCACUUUGUUUGCGACUGAUUUCUUUGAGGUUAAGGCCGUCAAAGAAAUUGAGCCUGCAUUAAAAAAGCAGCUCAUUAUCUCAACAAUUCUGAUGACUGUUGGAAUUGCCGUUGUUAGUUGGAUUGCUCUUCCCUCAUCUUUCACGAUAUUUAAUUUCGGAGUGCAGAAAGAAGUUAAGAGCUGGCAAUUGUUCCUGUGUGUUGCUGUUGGUUUGUGGGCCGGGCUGAUUAUUGGAUUUGUCACGGACCCUGUGCAAGAUGUGGCGGACUCAUGCCGCACGGGUGCAGCUACCAACGUGAUUUUCGGACUUGCUUUGGGCUACAAAUCAGUUAUCAUCCCAAUUUUCGCCAUCGCAAUUAGCAUUUUCGUAAGCUUUAGUUUUGCUGCUAUGUACGGUAUUGCUGUGGCUGCCCUCGGAAUGCUGAGCACUAUAGCAACUGGUUUGGCUAUUGAUGCUUAUGGCCCCAUCAGCGACAAUGCUGGCGGUAUUGCUGAGAUGGCAGGCAUGAGCCACACCAUUCGAGAGAGGACAGAUGCACUUGAUGCUGCAGGCAAUACCACUGCUGCUAUUGGGAAGGGAUUCGCAAUCGGGUCUGCUGCUCUGGUGUCCCUGGCCUUGUUUGGCGCGUUUGUGAGUCGUGCGGGCAUCACGACUGUAGACGUGCUGACUCCAAAGGUAUUCAUAGGGCUGAUUGUGGGAGCCAUGCUUCCUUACUGGUUCUCGGCAAUGACAAUGAAGAGUGUGGGCAGUGCUGCUCUGAAGAUGGUGGAGGAAGUGCGGAGGCAGUUCAACACGAUCCCGGGUCUUAUGGAGGGCACUGCAAAGCCAGACUAUGCGACAUGUGUCAAGAUCUCCACAGAUGCUUCCAUUAAGGAGAUGAUCCCUCCAGGUGCCCUCGUCAUGCUCACUCCCCUCAUUGCAGGCAUUUUCUUCGGUGUCGAGACUCUAUCUGGUAUUGCUAUAUCUGCAUCCAACACAGGUGGUGCUUGGGAUAACGCCAAGAAAUAUAUCGAGGCUGGUGCUUCAGAACAUGCUCGUAGUCUUGGUCCAAAAGGCUCGGAUGCACAUAAGGCAGCUGUGAUUGGAGAUACUGUUGGUGACCCUCUAAAGGACACUUCUGGCCCAUCACUCAACAUUCUCAUCAAGCUCAUGGCUGUUGAGUCACUCGGAGCACCACCCGUCUCCAUCGCCCAGCCACCAGACACAACAGAAGCCAGCGUUCAAUCGUCUCAUCUGCCGCGGCCGCAUCUGUUCGCCGACGCCGACCUCCACACCGGAGCCGCCACCCAGUGUCAUAUACAGCAGAUCUCCUCGAUCGCUUUCCGAGUUAUCCGUCUGCCACAAGCCCGCUGCAGCGCCAAACAAGCGUCGUCGGUCCGUCUAAUUUUAGUCGUGGAGGGCCUAGGCUGCCUCCCCAAAGAGCCGGCCCUGGUGACUAGCUGCCUUCGCGCGCAAGUUCGAUAUUAUCGGCAGACGGUGAUCGGGUUAUGCGGAAGGCUCUGGUGGCACCUCGAUCCCGCCGUUCAACUUCCACAUAUACAAAUCAGCUCCGACAUCGAGCGCCUCCGGAAAUGGACUGUCCAACACGGCGGUGGGUGGUGGUGUCGUGGGUGGAGGGAUGACGGGGUGCAUUGGCAUGGACACUCGCACAGCCGACCUCUCUGCACUCUUUUCCUACCCCACGCGGUCGUCCCCCUGUCGGCUCGCCUGACCUCGAAUUCAUCUUCUCGAAGCCCAGCGCCGUCGUGUGCAGCGACGACUUUUAGCCGUAGCACGCUUAUUCACCCUCCGGUUCCAGCGCCACAGAGUACAAAGGGUAUUGUCCACAACCUCGGUGCCUAUUCACCCUCUCGCGCUGGAUGUGAAUGUCGGGGGCUGCGUCGCGGUGGUCUGCGAUGGUCGGAUAUAUCGAGUGAAGAGGUGGCGGUACUGCGGCAGCUCACGGCGUUUUCCGUCCCGUGA
Striga asiatica is the source of this 3269-nucleotide messenger RNA. The record is from the annotation of a GenBank genome assembly. NCBI's taxonomy places the organism in Eukaryota, Viridiplantae, Streptophyta, Magnoliopsida, Lamiales, Orobanchaceae.